UCAUUGGAAAUAAAUAUUUAGCUAAUUAGUAAGUAAAUAUGGGGAAAUAUCGCACUCUAUUACUUUCAUCCUAAUCCCUGUCAGCAAAGUUCAAACUUUAGCCUGUCGAAAGCCACUAAAAGCUUGUUGGUUUUCUCUAAAUAGUACAAAUUCUUAAUCGUUUAAAGCAAACCUUUUGAAGCUUUUCCUUUAGAAAAUAGCUUAAAUCCUACUUAGUUUUAGGAAAUUGUUCUAAAUGUUAAUAUUUAGAUGGAAGAAAGAAGCUGAGUUUCACAAGGCCCUGAAUAUGAGCAAGGCGUAGAUCAAGCGACCUAUCAAUUUGACCUGAAUUUUGAAGACAACAUCGCCCAUUUUGAUCGAUUAAAUAUUGCUAAAAGAAGAGCUUUCCGCUAUGAUGAAAGCGAGAUAGCAAAUACAGAAGACCCUGAUUUUAUUGAUUCUUCUGAAAAGCAAGAGACUAUUGAUAAUUUACUGCCAAGAUACCCUGAAAUAAAGCCUCAUGCUGGAAUUUAUCAGAAGAAGAUACUUUUUGAGAGAAAUUCUAAGAAAAGAAGGCCAAGGUGGAACGAAUUUAGCCUUCAAACAAAUAUGGAUGAGAUCCCCAGAGAGGAGUCUAAAAUUGACAGUGAAAGUACCAAAAUUGAGAAAGAAGAGAGGAAAGUUUCCCCUAAAGUGAACAAAUCACCUUCUUUGAACUUAAAGUCUACCAAAGCUGAGAAGACUCAUAAAUAGAUUUGAAUAUAAGCCAGUGCCUCAAAAAGAUUGAAAUAUGAGAGAUCGGCUAAAAGUUUGCUCGUCAGACUCUAAACCUAUAAUGAAGAGGCAAGGUAUGCAUACAAGUCAUAUUUCUGGGUCAACUAUCUCUAAGAUUGCUUCUAAGUCAGAUCUUAAGGAAGAAAAUAAAUGGUCUUCUUCUCAUGAAACUGUAUCAUACUCAAUUGAAGAGGUAGCUCAUACCAACGUACAACCAAAGGAAGAGGCAGUUUUUGCAAAAUAGAAGGUCAACCCUCAAGCCAAAAGACUGGAAAGAAAGUGAAGAUACGCAUUUAAUAAAAUGUGUCAAUAAACACAAAGGGAAUUGGAAGAAAAUUGAAAAAGAAGUCAACAAGAAUUUAGAAAAAAAUUUUAGAGAAGGAUGUGCCCGAGUCACAUCGAAGCAAUGAAUGCAAAAAUAUCAAUCUCUUAGAGAAAAGAAAAAGAACGAAUUUGAAAUAACUACAGAUAAGACAAAGAGAAAGAACUUGACUAUCCAAAAGCCAAAAGCUAGAGAGAGGCCAAAGUCUGGAUCAAAGAAAACUUAUGACUCCAAUGGAUAUGAUACAAAGAGGACUCCUUCAACGUUGCCUUCGAGCAGACAAAUGAUAGGUAGUUGUGAUGAGACAGAAAGUAUCAAUGGACUUAAAGAGCAGAGUUCUGAUCAAUUUUCCGGCAAAGAGCAGUAUGUAAGCUAUAUGGAUCUGAGCAGCGAGCAUGGAACUGAUUUCUUCAAGGAUAGCAGAUAGAGAGAUCCUGCAAAAUGAUAGAUCAAGGAUAUCAAGAAUAUCUUGAUGAGGUUGAAGCACAAUAGAGUUAAAAACAAUUAAGUUUGAAAGCUCUCUUGAAUCCCCUCAGAUCUUGAUCAGUCACCCGUCCAAUUAGGUCUUGAAUACCUUCAAUAUCAAUUUUAUGAUUUCAAGUGUA
This is a messenger RNA of Moneuplotes crassus, 1680 nucleotides long. Lineage: Eukaryota; Ciliophora; Spirotrichea; Euplotida; Euplotidae. The record is from the annotation of a GenBank genome assembly.